Messenger RNA from Tympanuchus pallidicinctus (lesser prairie-chicken), 2000 nucleotides. RefSeq names its product neurensin 1 (gene NRSN1). The record is from RefSeq and is a predicted model, not a curated record. Gene Ontology annotation, biological process: nervous system development. Gene Ontology annotation, cellular component: neuron projection; transport vesicle; neuronal cell body. The coding region runs from base 247 to 834 and encodes 195 amino acids. Lineage: Eukaryota; Metazoa; Chordata; Aves; Galliformes; Phasianidae. The transcript is spliced from 3 exons.
UCCCUGCUUACACCGCCUUUCCUCGCCGAUCCCCUCAGGGGCGGAGGCGGCGGGGCCGGCCGGCCCGGCGGCGGCUCUCAGUGCGCAGGCACGGUGCGAGCGGCGCUCCGGGCCGUGCAUAAUACGUGGUGAUCGGGGCCGGCGCGACGCAGAACGGAGAUGGGACCGGGCCGAGAGAGCCGCAGCUAGCGCCGCUGCGGUUGCUCAGCCGGCCGAGGGGAGCGGCGGGAGGGACAGGCAGGAAGGAUGAGCUCCUAUGCUGACAUCUGCGGGUCCAAGCAUGCGCAGGGCAGCACCGAGGGAGGUUACCAACGCUAUGGAGUUCGGUCCUACCUGCAUCAGUUUUAUGAGGACUGCACAGCUUCAAUUUGGGAGUACGAGGAUGAUUUUCAGAUCCAGAGAUCGCCUAGCAGGUGGAGCUCUGCAUUCUGGAAGGUCGGACUCGUCUCUGGGACGGCUUUCAUGCUGAUUGGUUUAAUGGUUCUUGUCGUGGGUUUUCUUGUGCCACCGAAAAUCGAAGCUCUUGGGAAAGAUGAUUUUGUUGUAGUGGAUACCCGUGCCAUUCAGUUCAAUGGGUCCCUUGAUAUAUGCAAGCUGUCAGGAGCAAUUCUGUUUUGCAUUGGAGGAACCGCCAUGGCAGCAUGUCUGCUGAUGGCUGCUUUUGCUAAAAGUUACUCCAAAGAAGAAAAGUACCUCCAGCAAAGAUUUAAAGAGAGGAUAGCAGAUAUAAAAGCCCAUGCAAACCCAGUCACAAAAGCGCCAGCACCAGGAGAAUCAAAGAUACCUGUCACUUUGUCCAAAGUUCAAAACGUCCAACCUUCAUCUCAAACCUGACCCUUUGGUUUUGUUUCUCCCUUUGCAGAUCACUUCACUGGAAAAAUAUCAGCUGUUGUUAUGUAUGACAUAUGUGCUAGUCAGUUACAAUAUCAAAUGUUCUGCUAUACAAAAGCACAGCUGAUUGGGAAGCUGUUCCAAUAUAAAUUUAGGAUUGGAAAAAGUGAAAUUGUGUGAUUGGACCCGUAACCAAUGUAUUCAGUGUAUUCAAACAUUUUAAUCUGUGUUGAAACAGUAAGACCUUGCAACAAUGAUUAGGUAUUUUGCUUCCCUAAAAAAACAUAGAAGGUGCAGUUAUGACAGCUAUGCCAGGAAUACCCUCCAUCCCGCUCCUUAACAUUUAGAUGAGUUGGUGUUCUACUUUGUUUUCUCUUUGUCUUUAAAGUACGUUUACUGCCUAGCUCUGCUAUCCAGAAAGCCAAGACUCUGCCCUUGUAAUUUGCACUUGUCAUCCUGUCACGUGCUGCUGUCUGUGUUGAAGUAAUAACGCACAGGUGUAACAUGCAAUGGCAUUGGGGUGCCCUUAGUUGGAGACUGGCACACUUCCCAGUAAUGUUACUUUCUGGGAGAGGCAAAUUAUACUUGAUCCAGAGUUCCAACUAGUCUGUGAGAACUGCCACUUUUCUCUCAAUCAUCGCCCUAUUAUAUACAUACAAAAUACAAGGCAAAGAUGAGGAAUUCUUAUGGAAGGAGGGGCACCGUUCUUGUGUUCCUUUGGAUUGGUAUUGUUUCUUUCCUUACAUUGUAUUGUUUGAAGCUCAUACAGAUUUUCAGUUGUGGCCAGGCAUGGAUUACUAGGUGUGGUCUGACAUGCCCAGGCCCCGUUUUCUGUCAGGACAUUAAUGCCAGGUCAAAUGACCUUAACAUACUUAUCUGAAGACAUUUUAAAAUGCUGUUUAUAUUUUUAUAGAUUAUAGAGAAAGUUAUGCUUACCAGACAGAUACGUUUGUGUAAAUGCUUACCUGAAGACUUGUUCUUUCUCCAGAGGCCCUUCAUUAUUAUUUUCUCACCCAGGGCAAUUAUUUCACUGUCUUAAUCUAUGGAUUUGAAUUCAGCUGUAUAAAGGAAGAUGUGACAUUUGUACUCUCUGACGAUAUGUGCCACCUUAUAGUUCUGUCUAUUUUUUUGAAUGGAUUGAAUAAAAUUCUAGGCCUGAGCCAAUCCCA